ACUAUCAGACCUUUUCGAUCUCUUAUUUUUCAACAUCACCCUUCAACUUAUAUAUAUACUUACCAAAUUAAUUGAUCCCUCAUACCCAAAUAACAUUCACAAAGUCUUUAAAGCUUCUCCAAAACCUAACCCUUUUACUCAACAAUCAAUUGCAUCACCAUCCUCAAACAGCUCCCUGAUUGUGAUUAUAUCACGAAAUCAAAGCAAGAAGGCAUGACAACCCUUCAAGCUUCAAGUGUGCUACUUUCAGCUUCAUCAUCAUCUUCAUCAUGUCUACAUAGAGGAAUGAUUAGAGCCGCUAUAAAAGAACCCAACUUUCGAAUUACCCCUCUCUCUUUCCUCAAGCUCUCCAAUAGAGGUUUGAUGGAAGAAUUAAGCUUCAGAGGUGAUUUCAGCAUUCCAAAAACUGCCAAUACCCAAAUGGAAAAGGAGUCCAAUUCUGGGAUUAAUGUUAACUAUUCUACAAACAAAUCUGAUCCCUUGGUGAUUGCCAAGCUUUAUGCAUUGAUGGAGGCUGUGGCAGAUAGAGUGGAGAUGCACAAAAACAUUGGAGAGCAGCGUGAUAAUUGGAACCAUCUUCUCUUAAAUUCCAUUAAUAUGAUCACUCUUACUGCUGCUACCAUGUGUGGACUUGCAGCCACCAGUCCUGCCCUCAAGGUCUCUUCUACAAUUCUUUAUCUUGCAGCCACUGGCUUGUUGGCCAUAAUGAACAGCAUCCAACCAUCACAACUUGCUGAAGAGCAAAGAAAUGCAACUAGAUUAUUUAAGCAGCUUCACAGCCAGAUUCACACAUUGCUUUCCAUCGGCAAUCCUAACAUCGAUGACGUUAAUGAAGCAAUGGAGAAAGUUUUGGCUUUAGAUAGAGCAUACCCACUUCCUUUACUAGGUGCUAUGCUUGAAAAAUUCCCAUCCACUGUUGACCCUGCAGUUUGGUGGCCACAACAAAGGCGAAAACAGGCUAAAGGGUUUAGUAGGAUAAUGGAUGGAAAUGGCUGGAACAGGGAAUUGGAAGAUGAAAUGAGAUGGAUAGUUAGGAUUUUAAAGAACAAGGAUAAAGAAGAGUACUUAAAAUUGGGUGAAAAAGCAUUGAAAGUACACAAGGUAUUGGCCAUUUCUGGUCCUCUGCUGACUGGCCUUGGAGCUCUGGGAGCUGCAUUCAUGGGUACUAAUCCAUGGGCCGCCAUAGUGGGUGUUGCUUCUGGUGCUCUGGCAACCAUAGUGAAUACAAUGGAGCAUGGUGGACAAGUGGGCAUGGUGUUUGAGAUGUAUCGAAGCAAUGCCGGUUUCUUUAAGCUUAUGGAAGAAAUCAUUGAAUCUAAUAUAAGAGAAAGAAUGGUAGAGGGAAGAGAAAAUGGGCAAAUGGUAGAGGGAAGAGAAAAUGGGCAAGUACUAGAAAUGAAGGUGGCUGUAUCACUAGGCAGGAGCCUAUCAGAGCUCAAGCAUCUUGCAACAUCUUAUUCAAGAAAUGAAGUGGAUAUUGAGGAGUUUGGAAGCAAGCUUUUCUAG
Manihot esculenta (cassava) is the source of this 1506-nucleotide messenger RNA. RefSeq names its product probable F-box protein At4g22030. The record is from RefSeq and is a predicted model, not a curated record. Lineage: Eukaryota; Viridiplantae; Streptophyta; Magnoliopsida; Malpighiales; Euphorbiaceae. The transcript has a single exon. Bases 214 to 1506 code for a protein of 430 amino acids.